Paracoccidioides lutzii Pb01 is the source of this 2190-nucleotide messenger RNA. RefSeq lists its product as hypothetical. Gene Ontology annotation, biological process: mismatch repair. Gene Ontology annotation, cellular component: nucleus; MutSalpha complex. Bases 1 to 2190 code for a protein of 729 amino acids. The record is from RefSeq and is a predicted model, not a curated record. The transcript is spliced from 4 exons. Gene Ontology annotation, molecular function: ATP binding; mismatched DNA binding; ATP-dependent DNA damage sensor activity.
AUGGUGGAACAUACCAACUCGCAGAAGACACCAAAUGCGCGUGUUCUAAAUAAGUCGACCUCAAGCACCCAAAAUAUGAAGAGCCAAAAGUCCAUCUUGGGUUUCUUCCAGAAAUCCUCACCUGUAACGGUGGCCGCGUCUCCUGCUUACCGUAACAAUACUACCCAGGAUCUUGUGUCUUCCCCUUCCCAGAGAGCAGCUUCAGGGCAAAAAAAUCACAUCAAUUCGAGAUCGAAUUUCGGGACUGCCAUUUCGAAAUCCCUGAAGAUCGGAGAGGAUAAAAAUGUUGCUGGCGGUGGACAGAAUCAUACCCCUGUUCCAAGUAGUGAUGAUGUGGGGUAUGAUGAGGAUGAUUCCAAGAUGGAUGAUUCUGCAGCGGUGGUAGAGGGUGAGGAGGCUAAGGAAAUUGAUGCGAGUUCGGUUGAUAGCGGCUGUUUCCCGUCCUCCACUGCAACCACAAACGAAGUCGAUGGCGUACUGAUUGAGAAUGGAGUGCCUGAUCGAAGCUCGGUCACACCAGCACGACGGGCGAAAAAAUCUGUCAAAAGCUAUCUAGAGUCAGAUGACGAGGAUGUCAUCCCAGCGAGUAGAAAAUUCGGCGCAGGGGGGACCGCGAAAAGGAGGAAAACCGUUGCUUGUUCGGCUGAUGAGGAUGAAUUCAAUGAUAACGAUGGGUUUUCCGAUGACGACCUAGAUGACUUUAUUGUCCCAGAUGAUUCUGAGGAUGAGGUGAAGCCAUCCAAAAAGCGCAAGCGGCCCUCCAGUGCUUCUAUCAAAGUAUCGCCUUCGAAAUCACCUCCCGUUCAAAAUGAGGGAAUACAAAGGGAGAAUAAAAAAGCGAAGGCCCAUAUGAGUGAACCGGAGCACCGUUACCCGUGGCUUGCUAAUAUUACGGAUAUUGACCGAAACCCACCUGGACACCCUGACUACGAUCCGCGGACCAUUUAUAUUCCUCCUCUAGCAUGGACUAAAUUCUCACCGUUUGAGAAACAAUACUGGGAAAUUAAACAGAAAUUUUGGGAUACGGUCGUCUUUUUCAAGAAGGGCAAAUUUUAUGAACUCUACGAAAAUGACGCUACUAUCGGCCAUCAACUCUUCGACCUCAAACUUACAGAUCGUGUGAACAUGCGCAUGGUUGGCGUCCCGGAAAUGAGCUUAGACCAUUGGGCGAAUCAGUUUGUGGCUAAAGGUUUCAAGAUCGCGAGGGUGGAUCAAAGCGAAUCUGCUCUCGGUAAGGAAAUGCGAGAGAAACAGGGUAAGACGGGUGGCAGCGUCGGGAAACAAGAAAAAAUCAUCAGGCGUGAAUUGGCCUGUGUCCUUACUUCUGGCACUCUUGUGGAUGGCGGAAUGCUUCAAGAUGACAUGUCAACGUAUUGUGUGGCCAUUAAGGAGGCACUAGUCAAUGACCUACCAGUAUUUGGACUCGCUUUCGUCGACACUGCGACAGGCCAGUUCUAUUUGGCAGAAUUUAUCGAUGAUGUCGAUAUGACCAAAUUUGAGACCUUCGUUGCCCAAACGCGCCCACAGGAGUUACUUCUCGAGAAGUCUGUCAUGUCCACCAAAGCUUUGCGGAUUCUGAAAAAUAACACUAUCCCCACCACCCUCUGGAACUAUUUGAAACCUGGAAAAGAGUUCUGGGAAGCAGAUAUUACUGUGCGGGAGCUCGAUGCCAGUAAUUAUUUUGUCUCACUAGAUGGGGAUAACCUCUUGGCCUGGCCACAAGUCCUACGAGAAGCAAGGGACAAGGAAUUUGCCAUGUCAGCAUUUGGAGCGCUAGUACAGUACUUGAGGAUGCUCAAAAUUGAACGAGAUUUGAUCACAAUUGGAAACUUCACGUGGUACGAUCCGAUCAGAAAGGCCACCAGUCUCGUGCUUGAUGGCCAAACCCUUAUCAACCUUGAGGUGUUCGCCAACUCGUUCGAUGGGGGCCAGGAGGGCACCCUCUUCCAACUGCUCAACCGAUGCGUAACACCAUUCGGCAAAAGGAUGUUUAAGCAAUGGGUCUGUCACCCCUUAGUGGAUGCUAAGAAAAUAAAUGCACGCCUCGAUGCUGUUGAUGCUUUAAACGCAGACAACGCCAUCCGUAACCAAUUUUCUUCUCAGCUAACAAAAAUGCCUGACCUUGAGAGACUUAUUUUCUCGUGUUCAUGCUGGAAGCUGCAAAGCUCAGGAUUUCCUCCGUGUGCUUGA